AACGGAGUCGUGCAGUGAACGCCUGCGUGUCCCUUUUAAAACAAACCCAGCGCCUGUCAAUCACGGCGCAUUCCAACCAAUCCCAAAGCUCCCUUUUUAAAAGCAGGUUUGCCUGCUGUGCUUUUAUAUUGCACCAUGGCCUGUUUCGAAGCAUUUUUACUACCACGGUUAUUGCCACAAAUCAAGAGGGCAAAGUGAACGGCAUGGGACUCACAUCAACUUUAACGAAAUUGAGUGUGGUUCGUACUUCUGCGAAGUUCACGGCCAAGAAUUUCACAUGCAGAUGAUAUAGCCUACAACAACAACAACACGGGGACAUGGAGACAGAGUUCCUAGGUGCAUCCUGAGUGCUGCAUUUGGUUUGAUUUUGCAAACUCACAGCCACACUCACAACAUAACAUGACAAGCCUUUCCAGGUUUAGUGGCUGCCCUCUCUCUUGCGUCAACCCCGGGGAGAGCAAUACUGAGCCCAGCGUGGUGCUGCCACCUUUGGCAGGAGAGCACAUGGGACACCCCACAGGCAGUUCCUUAAAACUCUGCCCCUCGCACAAUUUGCGAGACUACCCAGAGACGAGGUCCAGUGCAUAUGUUGACCAUUCGGUUCCCAAUUUUUCAGACUCUGGAUACCACAGCCACCGGUUAGAGCACAACCCCAGGGGCAUUAUCAUUGGAGGCAAUCUUUCUGGAGCCGGCAUGCCACCCGUCACUGAUCAACUGGCAUCAAGAACUAACCAACAUGGCGUUAUUGGAAGGUACCGUGACUUCCAUGGCUGCAGGGACAACAGGAGCCAUGCUUUUUUCACAAGUUACCAGGAGCAGGCCCACGCCUCCUCCACCGACUCAUCCCGAGACCUCGGCAGCCAGAUGAUGCUGGGUUUACCUGGCGACCUCCUCACCCGGACUUACCCCUAUGGCCAAACCAUCAGCCCCAAGGGAAACAGCCAGCAGCUUGUCACACAAUUCCUGGGUCUGUACAAACCUCUGAACAUGGCAAUUCAGCGAGGAGGCGGCGACGCGUUCCUCAGAUGCUCUAAACAAACAGUGAAGCAUGAGCUGGUGUGCAAGUGGAGUGACGGCCAAGAGGGGGCCGGGAAGCUGCGGUGUUGUUCCAGAGCCUUCGGGACCAUGUAUGAACUUGUCACCCAUGUGACAGUGGAGCAUGUCGGAGGACCCGAGCACUCCGAGUAUGUGUGUCACUGGGAGAACUGUGCGCGGGACAGGAAGCCUUUCAAAGCCAAAUACAAGCUGGUGAACCACGUCAGAGUGCACACAGGGGAGAAGCCCUUUCCGUGCCCCUUUCACGGCUGUGAGAAAGUUUUUGCAAGAUCAGAGAAUUUAAAGAUCCACAAGAGGACUCACACAGGUGAAAAACCUUUUAAAUGCGAGUUCGAGGGCUGCAACCGGAGGUUCGCGAACAGCAGCGACAGAAAGAAGCACUCGCACGUGCACUCCAGUGAUAAACCCUACAUGUGCAAGGUCAGGGGCUGCGACAAGUGCUACACGCACCCGAGCUCCCUGCGAAAGCACAUGAAGCUCCACUGCAACAAGACGCACGACGCCGCCAAAAGCGGCGACGACGCGACUCCCGGUGACGGGGGUCACGACGCUGAAGCCAGGUCAACCCGAGUCCCCGACGGAGCCCAGAUCAGCCCCGCUCACCCCCCCAUCGCCACCACUCACACUCACGAUGUCCCGCUGUCCCCAGAGAGCCGAGACCAGUCGACCCCGAGGUCACGUUUCCAUCACACGUUUGACAGCAGUUUGGACUACUCCGCUCACAGGUCACAGCCUCUCCUGGAGCCUUUGUUGCUGCAGAGAGGCAGCUACAGGUCCCAGGCCUCGCAGUAUCCGUGCGGACAGACGGGCCACUCGUUCGCCCAGAGCCCGAGGACUUUCCCCUCCACGUCCUCUUUUCAAAAAAGCAUCGUCAAUGGAUGGUACACAUGCCACAGUGGCGUGGACUCGUUCCAACACAAUAACAUCCCGUCUCUCUGAGUGUCCCUUGUUGCAGGGACACAUGUGGACCACUUUCAUUUUAUGGGCCUAUACCUUUUUUUAUCUCUCUCUCUCCCCCCACCCCUCCUCCUCCAUCCAUAAUAUAACCUAAACGUUCAGCUGUAUUUUAUUACUCUCUGUAUUUUUGUGAGCAUAGUAUCAAAUAUUUGUGACACGUCCAAAGUCAAACUAUUGGAAACUUUCCAUGCGUUGUUCCCACAGUGGGUUAGAGGAACUUUUACAAAGUGUGUGUGCGCCCGUGCCCGUGUUUUUAAAGAUAUAUAUAUAUAUAUAUAUAUCUUAUGUAAGACAUAAAAAGUGACAAAGGAUUUUUUUUCUAGAAAAAUCUGCCUCUUGAGUAUUUUGAACUUUGUGGAAAGAGAAUGGAAAGCUCUUCUUGAAUGUUGCCCUGUGUGGGGCUCUUUGUUGAAUGUAAUAGGUGUAAUGUAUGUCGGGAAGCAUAGAAAACAUUAUUCAUGUCUUUAUGUCGAAAGCUAAAAAUAAAUAUCUGAAAUAUC
Messenger RNA from Solea solea (common sole), 2513 nucleotides. It is a transcript of the gene zic6, whose product is annotated as zic family member 6. The record is from RefSeq and is a predicted model, not a curated record. Bases 400 to 1995 code for a protein of 531 amino acids. Gene Ontology annotation, cellular component: nucleus. Lineage: Eukaryota; Metazoa; Chordata; Actinopteri; Pleuronectiformes; Soleidae. Gene Ontology annotation, molecular function: RNA polymerase II cis-regulatory region sequence-specific DNA binding; DNA-binding transcription factor activity, RNA polymerase II-specific. The transcript has 2 exons. Gene Ontology annotation, biological process: regulation of transcription by RNA polymerase II; central nervous system development.